UGUUAAGAAAAGCCGCCAGUGUUUAUCCACUCUCCCUCUCUCUAUAUUCUCUGAAAAUAAAGCAACCCCUUUUUCUCUCUAGUCCCGACUGCGACAAAAUAAGCGUCAGCUUCACGUACAAGUACGCACAGAAGAGAAAAUUCGCCGUCCCUUCGGCGAAAUUUCUCACAUAUUCCCCUCCAUCCAUCGUUUUGCAUCUUUGCCUUUUCUCUCUUUCCUACUUUUUUAUCCCUUUCGUUUUCCGCUUCGGAUUUUCCUUCUCUCCCUUUUAUUAUUUAUUUCGACGAUCCGAACGGGUAAAAUCGUCUGCUCUGUUACCCUUUUGGCUGCUGAGAAGACGAAGGAAAAGUCCAAUACUUGAGAUUUUCUUUGUUUUUUGUUUUCCGAAUAGUUGAGAGUUCGAGUCAAACUGAAUUCUUGGGGGGCUUACGUGACUCGGGAAGGUACUUGUUUUCUGCUGCCGCCGGUGCUCUUUCCUUUCACUUUCUCAGCACGCAAACAGGAAAGUAACUGGCUGGAGGUGUUUCGACGGAGAAAUGCAAACCAGAUAUUUGGAGAGAUCGGGUAGUAUGGCCAGAGAAAAGCGAGGCCUGGAUUCGACUUCGGCUGAGGAAGAUCAGCCUGAUAGGAAGCGGCCUGCUUUAGCCAGUGUAAUUGUUGAAGCUCUCAAAGUGGACAGUCUGCAGAAACUUUGCUCAUCACUGGAGCCAAUUCUACGGAGAGUUGUUAGUGAAGAAGUGGAGCGUGCUUUAGCAAAAUUAGGUCCUGCCAAGCUUUCUGGGAGGACAUCUCCUAAACGCAUAGAAGGUCCUGAUGGCAGAAUUUUACAGUUGCACUUUAAGACCAGGCUAUCCCUUCCCCUGUUUACUGGAGGGAAAGUGGAGGGGGAACAAGGUGCUUCCAUUCACAUUGUUUUAAUUGACGGAAACACAGGCCAUGUCAUCACAUCUGGCCCAGAGUCUUCAGUGAGGCUGGAUGUUAUUGUGCUUGAAGGGGAUUUCAACAAUGAGGAUGAUGAUAAUUGGAGUGAAGAAGAAUUUGAGAGCCAUGUCGUCAAGGAGAGGGAAGGAAAAAGGCCUCUCCUAACUGGAGAUUUGCAAGUUACUCUGAAAGAGGGUGUAGGAACACUGGGUGAGCUUACAUUUACUGACAAUUCUAGCUGGAUAAGGAGUAGGAAAUUCAGGCUGGGGCUUAGAGUUGCCUCAGGUUGCUGUGAGGGGAUUCGUAUUCGUGAAGCCAAAACAGAAGCCUUCACUGUUAAAGAUCACCGUGGAGAAUUAUACAAGAAACACUAUCCACCUGCCUUGAAUGAUGAGGUCUGGAGACUGGAGAAGAUUGGAAAGGAUGGGUCUUUUCACAAGAGGCUAAAUAAAGCAGGAAUAGUCACUGUUGAAGACUUCCUUCGGCUUGUGGUCAGAGACCCUCAGAGGUUGCGAAAUAUUCUUGGGAGUGGCAUGUCUAACAAAAUGUGGGAUGUUCUUGUUGAGCAUGCAAAGACUUGUGUUCUUAGUGGAAAGCUUUAUGUAUACUAUCCGGAAGAUGCAAGGAAUGUUGGCGUUGUUUUCAACAACAUAUAUGAGUUCAGUGGCUUAAUUACUAAUGAACAGUAUUAUUCAGCUGAUUAUCUCUCUGAAAGUCAAAAGGUUUUUGUUGACACAUUGGUGAAGAAGGCAUAUGAUAAUUGGAUGCAUGUUGUAGAGUACGAUGGAGAGUCUCUGAUAAAUUACAAUCAGAAUAAGACUUUGGGUAAUUCUCAACCCCAGCUUCCGAUGGGUUCACAUGAUUAUUCAAACUCACUUGAUCAGCAGAUCUCCAUCCCAAGUUUGCCUGUUGCAGUGCCUGCGGGGCAGCCUCCCAUGGAUUCAGGGGUAGCAAUUGGAGGUUAUCAUGACGCAUCAGCCGCCAGAUUUUCAAUGCAAGCACAACAUGCUAAUCUUAAUUCUUCAAUUCAGUUUGAUGGUACUGACAUGACACUACAAAACCAGUUGAUGAGCUCUUCAGACCAACCUCAACUUUCAAGGAAUGAAGAUGGGCUGACUCUUGGUCCGCCUCAGUCAGGUGCACCAGGAUUUCAGAAUGUCAGCAUGUCAAAUCCUUCUUAUAGAGGCUUCGAAGACUUAUUCCAUGAGGAGGAGAUCCGUAUUAGAAGCCAUGAAAUGCUAGAAAAUGAAGAUAUGCAGCAUCUACUCCGUAUUUUUAACAUGGGAGGUCAUGCUCAUACUUCCUUUAAUGCUCCUGAAUAUGGGUACCCCGGUACAUCUGCUUAUGUGCCUACUUCCCCCGUGACCUAUGAUGAUGAUCGAAACCGCUCCUCCGGAAAAGCUGUUGUGGGCUGGCUCAAGCUCAAGGCAGCUUUGAGAUGGGGUAUUUUUAUUCGGAAGAAGGCUGCUGAAAGACGGGCUCAACUUGUUGAGUUGGAUGAUUCAUAGAACACGACCUGGAAGGCACAGCUAAAUGAUCUGAACAGGUUAUAUAGCAGCCUCGAAAGCUCCUCUUGCCUGGUAUUUGGAAUUGCUGGGGUGCUGUAGUUCUAUAGCAUGAAGCGAGGGCAAUAAUCCGGGAUUGAAAUUGAAUCAUGGGGUGCAGGAUCUUAGCUAAAGAGUUUCCAUGAUGCCUUAAUUCUUGAACCAGUUGCUGAGACAUCUGCCUGUACAGGAGUAUCACCCUGCAAAAACUCUCUUUUAGCUGUUUUAUCCGUAAUGUUUUCCCCUCCACAUUAAAGCCUGCAACUUCUUUCAAGGACUCGGAAAAUGUUUGCAGCUGCUGGAAACUGACAAGUUCACUGUGGAGUUACGGAAACUCAGGUCUUUUUCUUUACGUUUGAAGUAUCUACGGCCAUAAAUGUUGGACUGAAUGGCCUUGACCUAUGGAAUUUUGUGCUAUUAGGUUAGGGGGUGAUAUUCAAUUAUGUGUUUUAUCAUGUAGUUUGCCUUGUAACUCAAUAAUCACAAAUUGAUCAUCAGUAGUUAAGUUGCUAAAAUUGAAUUGAUUCGUGUAGAGAUAGUAUCUGUUAGAUGCCUGCUUUGUAUGGAAGUCGCGUCCUAAACAUUAGACUGUUAUGUGCUCCGAUGGUCUCUCGAAUGAAUUUUUAGCUGGGCAUGUGAGAAGCCCCUUCUUACCUUUCA
Messenger RNA from Prosopis cineraria, 3125 nucleotides. RefSeq names its product calmodulin-binding protein 60 B-like. Gene Ontology annotation, biological process: regulation of salicylic acid biosynthetic process. The record is from RefSeq and is a predicted model, not a curated record. Lineage: Eukaryota; Viridiplantae; Streptophyta; Magnoliopsida; Fabales; Fabaceae. Gene Ontology annotation, molecular function: sequence-specific DNA binding; DNA-binding transcription factor activity; calmodulin binding. Gene Ontology annotation, cellular component: nucleus. The coding region runs from base 537 to 2429 and encodes 630 amino acids. The transcript has 8 exons.